Molecule: messenger RNA, 4316 nt
Organism: Prinia subflava (tawny-flanked prinia)
Lineage: Eukaryota; Metazoa; Chordata; Aves; Passeriformes; Cisticolidae
Gene: CMTM6
Product: CKLF like MARVEL transmembrane domain containing 6
Exons: 4
Coding region: 63-614 (183 amino acids)
Cellular component (GO): membrane
Source: RefSeq, a predicted model, not a curated record
CCCGCCCGCCGCCCUUUUGGUUUCGAUUUUUCCCACCUGGCAUCCGGCGGCCCGGCCCGGCCAUGGAGAACGGCGCCGUCUACAACGCGACCACGGAACCGGAGGCGAAGGGGCCCCACCGCCGCCCCUUCGGCUGCACCGUGCGGCACCUGCAGGGAUGGCGGCUGCCGGUCAAGGUGGUCCAGGCGAUUUUCUCUUUUUCAGCUGUUGUUUGUGAAGAAGUUGUGGACAGUUGCAUCACUUGUGGUGGACUUUACUUCUUUGAAUUCAUAAGCUGCAGUGCCUUUCUUUUGAGCCUCCUGAUUCUGUGUGUGUAUUGCACUGAUUUGUAUGAAUCACUGGGGGAAGAGAAAGUGCAGAAACUGAAUUUUUGGGCUGUGCCAAUCAUAGCUGCCUGGUUUCUGUUAGCAUCGAUAGUUUUUUCUGCAAGCUGCUCUGGCUCUGCUGUUGAAAAGGCUGCAUGUGCAUUUGGAUAUUUUGCAACUUUUGCAUUUGCAGCUGAAUGUGGUAUAGAGAUCUAUCUCAGGCAAAAACAAAAGAUCGAUGAACGCUCUCAAAAUCCAGCUAACAUUCCGAGGGCUGCAGAAAAUCGGCCAUUGAAUAAAAAAAGAUAACUUCCUGAAACUGUUUCUUUUUUUUUUUUUUUUAAAUUGGAGCAAACUGAGAUGAACUUCCAGUGCACUGUAGGUAACAACCUCUGUUUAUUUGUUCUAAUUGAUUUUGUAUGCAUUGCUCAUCACAAGUUUUUAUGGAUUCCUGGGUCAGGUAAUGGCAUCUUGAGCAUCAGGUUCUAAGGCAACUGGUCCUGCCACCUGCUGGGAUGAGAGGCACUAAAACACCUUGGGUCUAAACAGAAUAACUUCAGGACAGCAGUGUGUUGAUUUGAUUUUGACAGAGCUGACUAAUAAAGGUUAAUGCCUGAGGCAUAAAAUCUGAGCUAUAGCUUAAAGAUAUUUCCUGGUUAAAUGGACCAGAUUCUUCUGUUGUGAGUUAUAAAUUAGUACAGCAGAAUUGAUUUUUGUACUUCCUGGUCAAACUGAAUGCGGAAGGGAUACCUAAAUGGAACCUUACAGAAAUGUUUAUCCUUAAAUAGGGGGGUUUGGAUUGAUUUUACUAUGCCUAUGUCUCAGUUCUGUCUGUGGAGAUCAUUUUAAUGGUAUAGGGACUGUAGGGGGUUUAUGGGGAAGGUAAUGUAAAUGGUAUAUUAAGGAGACAAUUUUCCACUCCAUGAUUGUCAAAUUUUGGACUUGUAUGCCAGAAUCUUCUUUCAGAUGGUUUCGAAAGCUGAAACUGAAAGUAACAGUUGCAAGAAGAAACUUAAAAAGCCAGCACUGAGAGGAAUAAGAUAAAGAAUAAAUAAUUACGUGAAACAAUCCCAGAAGUAGCCAUCUGAAUAUCAAUGGGAAAAACCUUACAGCAUGUGGGUUCUACCCUGGUGGAUAUUACUUGCAAGGUUAAUACCAUAUGCAUCUUGUUUAUGUAUAGAUAAUGCUAAGUUUUGCCAGAAUGGUUUUGAACCUCACCAUUUUCUGUGUUUAUAAAUAAGGCAGUAGCUUGAGACUCCUUGCUGCUGACUAGCUCAGUUGGUAAACAGAUAAAUAAGCACUUGUCCCCUUGAUUUGUUUUGCAAGCAACAGUCUGUAGGACUGCAAGGAACAGCACUGAUGGGACACAUAUCAGACAAGUGACGGAUGUGUCAGACCGGAUGUUGAUGGCUGUCAAAGAAAUGAAGUGCUGAAAAAGCAUUUUGCUGAUCUCUGAGGUAAAAUCAAGACUGCUAUGCCUCUCUUAAGAGGAAAGCCUUCAAAAGCAGAGCAAAUUACUGUAAGCCAGGAGAUGUUCCAAAAUACCAAAGCCAAUAAGAAAAAGCCGAUUAUGCAAUAACAGUUCUUGUCUGAGUGCUUGAGACACUUGCCGUUUCUCCCAGGCGUUAACUGCAUUUCACCAAUAUCCCAAUCUGGCGUGUUCCCCGUCCUGUGAGCUGUUGUGGCAGCACUGGGACCUCCAGAAACUGGCUCACCUGUAUUUGGGAAAGGAAGAGAAAGCUGUUUUAAGGCAAAGGACUGUAAUAACAAGUCAAAGUUGGUUUUUUCCCAUUGCUGCCACUUUCUGAUGAGUGUGAGUUUGUGAUGUUCUCUUUCUCUAUGGCCUGAGACUUAAGCCUAACACUAUACUUUGCAUGGAGGAUGUAAAAUUUUGCCAGGUGGUGUGAAGCACCAAGUUAAAGUUGUAGCUUGGUUUUAGAGCUAUGCAUAGAAGAGAUACUUUCCUUUCUAGAAUUGUCUGUGUUGUAAAGAAGAAAUGAUCUUUGGAGUGGCUUUUUUUUUUCUUGUAUUUAUUAGUGUCUGUUUGCACUAAAACUUGAUUUCAGUCAGUGCUUGCUUAGGUGUCCCUGAUAACUGGAUAGAUUAGAGAUGUUUGGUUUACAAGCAGUGUUACUGGUGAUACAAAAUAUCCAUAAUGAGAAAUAUCUCCUCUGUGAUCUGCAAUGUCUUACUCUGGGGACUGUGCCCAUAUAAGUAACAUUCCAACAGUCUCAUUUUGGUUUCUUUUUAUUGCCUAGAGUCCUACUGAAUUUUUUCCACAUCAAAAUGUCUAUAGUCUUUAAAUUUUCAUCUGUAAUUGGUAGCUGUAAAUAUAGUGUAAGAGCAACCCUGUGCUGCUAAGUAUUUAUUAAGUAAUGCAGCACUGUGAAUGGACUUUUAUCUUGAGAUAAUUUUUCCUGUUAUUUUUCUCAGCCUGAAGAUAAGUGAAUUGAGAUUUGGUUUUGGUUGCUCUUUCUAUAGGCUUUUUCCCACCUAAGUGGGAUGUGUUACUGAUGUCCAUUCCUGGAGAUACAGAAAGGGAACUGUGAAGUCAUCUCCCAGCCUUGGUAGUUUACCUGGCAAUAGUCUGUCACAUAGCAGUUAAAUACUAGGGGCAGAUCACAUAAUGGUUAUAGAUUUAAGGCAAUUGCCUAUAAUGUUGCUUCCAAACCAGUUGUUGGCUAACAUGCAUGAUGGUGCUGUUAAUCCUUGCACCUCAUAAGGUGUUUUUGCUCUGUUUAAAAUAGUUGAGAAGCAGAUUUGCAUGUGUGUGUGCUAUUUUCUGCUUCUGUGAAGUUAUUUUUUAACUGCUUUAUCAGCUUAUAUCCUAGCUUUCCUUAUCACUCCUACCUCCUCUGCCCUCCCAAUAUAUGUGGGGGAGAGGCUUCCUUGCCGCAGGGACUGAGCAGACUGGUCUGCAGUCUUGACGUGGCCCUUUGAUGGCUCUGGUGUCAGGUGCUGGUUUUAAAUGUCUGUCUCUUAAUUAGACUGAUCGUGGACAAUGCUGUUGGAGCUGGAUUAAACAUCUGGAUCUGCAGGAGCUCUGUGUGUAUGGCCGGAUGUCUCUUACCCCUCGUGCUCUGUCAGCAAAGCCCUUUGCUUGUUUUCCAGCCUGCUUCUGAUGAAAUCAGCCGACCUUAUUCAAACCACCUAUUUAAAUUGCUUCCAUUAAGGUGGCUGAUUUUGGCUUAAGUGGAUUAGGGAUUGUUCAGGAGAGUGAUGGGAGCUCUGGCAGAAGUGCUGUUAGAUGCAACAGCCUCAAAUUUCUUCUGUUGGCAAAGUGAACAUUUCUGUACAUCAUAACUGGUAGUGAAGCCUGUUGGAAAGAUGUAAAAAUCACAUUAAAAUCACAGUGCUACCAGUGCCCUUUGGUUCUGAGUAUGGGAAGGAAUUGUGCCUUACUGCCUGUGCCCUGUGCUUCAAAAGAGCAGGGAAGGGUUUUGGUCUGUCACAGGUGAGUUCUACCUUUGCACCUUCCAGCCUGAAAGAGCCGUGAGCGAUCUCAUGCAAUUCUCAGGGCUCAGCUCAAGAUGUUUUUGCAUAAAGGCUGUCAUGGUGAUCCUUGUUCAAAUUUGUGCAAUAAAAUACCAAGCUUUCUACACUGAAGGGAAAUUCUUAGUAAUAUUUUUCCAAGGUUCUAUAAAAUUGUAACAAAUCAAGAUGCUGAUAGUGCCUUCAAGAUGGAUAUUCAUCUCUUUUUUAGUCUAUUGCUGUAAACAUAAGCAGCUCUCUGGAUAUUAAAUUUUGUGAUGGACAGAGCUAUAUAUCACUUUUAAUACCAUUAAGAAUUAAAGCAGGAUGAUAAUACAAUAAUUUUAUAUAUAUAAAGUAAGAAUUUUAUAGUUUUGUUUCCAGUGUUGCCUUGAAUUUCCAUCUAAAUAAUUUUUAAAUGCUUAAAUAUUUUUUAUCAUUCUAAACCUGUGAUUUUUUGAAUGCAUUAUGCUUUCUUGAUCUAACAAACUUCAUAAAAUAUUUUGUAAUAAUUUUUUAAAAUAAAGGUUUCAUAAAUAA